AUGUUUCCAAGAAUAUUUCAUCAAACAAUUCGGGAUUUUGCUGUCAAUUCGGUUUUUAAGUUAUUUUCUUCUAAUACUAGCAGAAUCUUAACUUUUACUUCUGCUAACUCAUUGAAAUAUAAUCAUACAGAUAUAUUUCAUCGUCAACCACUGGGUGAUCAAAAAACAGAGUUUCAAAUUCAUAUAAAUAAAAAUAUGAGAGUUUCACGUGAAAAUAAAUUUUCCUCAUCAAAUUAUGAAGGAGAUAGAGGAUAUAGAAAUGGAAUGAGUGGAAGUUCCCGUAAUAUUAAUAGAUAUCAGUCGUCACGCAAUGCCCCACCAAGUGGUAGUUUUGGUAGACCAUCUAAUGGUAAUAAUUACAAUAAGAGGGACAAUACUCAAUCUGAUUCUCCAUCAAAACUUCAAGAUGUAGAUUGGUCAAGAUAUCAAUUACAACCUAUUCAGAAGAAUUUCUACAAAGAAGCUAGUGCUGUCACAGAAAGAGAACAGUAUGAAAUAGAUGAAUGGAUUGCUAAUAAUCAAGUAACACUCCAAGGAAAAAAUAUUCCUAAACCAGUUUUUGGAUUCGAUGAAUUACCAAUUGAUGAACCAUUGUUGGAUCUUCUUAAUAAGUGUUACCAGAAACCAACAGUAAUUCAAUCGAUUUCUUGGCCAAUUGCUAUGAGUGGAAGAGAUAUUAUCUCUAUUGCUAGAACUGGAUCUGGUAAAACUCUUGGUUUUAUUCUUCCAGCUAUUAAUCAUAUUCGAAAUCAACCAAAAAGAGGCCAUGGAGAUGGACCCGGUGCACUUGUUUUACUUCCUACUAGAGAACUUGCACAACAAGUUGAAGAUGUUUCUCGUGAUUAUUGUAAUGCUACUAAUAUGAAAAUGUGUUGUCUUUUUGGAGGUACCUCUAAAGGUGGACAAGCUCGUGAUUUACAGCGUGGUGUUGAUAUUAUUGUUGCUACACCUGGAAGGCUUAUUGACUUUCUUUUAACUGAAACUACCAAUUUAAGAAGAUGUUCUUUCUUAGUUCUUGAUGAAGCCGAUCGAAUGCUUGACAUGGGUUUUGAACCCCAAAUUAGAAAAAUUAUUGGACAAAUUAGACCUGAUCGUCAAACAAUGAUGUUUUCAGCUACUUGGCCAAAAGAAGUACGUAAUAUGGCUUCAGAAUUUCAAAAAGAUCCUGCUUUUCUUAAUGUUGGUUCUCUUGAACUUUCUGCUAAUCACAAUAUUACUCAACAUAUUGAAAUUAUUGAAGAACAUGAAAAGCAACCACGUAUGCUUCAAUUGUUAGAUGGUAUUCUUAAGACUGCCGAACCGAAAACAUUGAUUUUUGUUGAGACAAAGAGAAAGGCUGAUGAACUUACAAGAAGUAUGCGUCGCGAAGGAUGGCCUGCAAUGUGUAUUCAUGGAGACAAAGGACAAUCAGAACGUGAUUGGGUUUUGAGACAAUUUAAAGAAGGAAAAACUCCAAUUCUUCUUGCUACCGAUGUUGCUGCUCGUGGAUUAGAUGUUAAUGAUAUAAAAUAUGUAAUAAAUUUUGAUUAUCCAAACAACUCAGAGGAUUAUGUUCAUAGAAUUGGACGUACAGGUCGUAGUGAUCGUAAAGGUGAUGCUUAUACAUUUUUUACUCCUGGUAAUGCUGGAAAAGCUCGUGAUUUGAUAAAAAUUCUUGAAGAAGCUAAACAAAAAGUUCCCCAAGCAUUAUAUUCAUUUGCAGAAAGUUCAUCACACGGUGGUAAUGGAAGAGGAAAUAAACGACCAUAUGGUGGUAACGGUGGCGGUUAUAGUAAACGCAUGCGUUACAACAAUUGGUAA
Messenger RNA from Strongyloides ratti, 1800 nucleotides. Its product is annotated as Helicase, C-terminal domain and DNA/RNA helicase, DEAD/DEAH box type, N-terminal domain and Helicase, superfamily 1/2, ATP-binding domain and RNA helicase, DEAD-box type, Q motif domain and P-loop containing nucleoside triphosphate hydrolase domain-containing protein. Gene Ontology annotation, molecular function: RNA helicase activity; RNA binding; ATP binding. The transcript has 4 exons. Gene Ontology annotation, cellular component: nucleus; cytoplasm; ribonucleoprotein complex. NCBI's taxonomy places the organism in Eukaryota, Metazoa, Nematoda, Chromadorea, Rhabditida, Strongyloididae. Bases 1 to 1800 code for a protein of 599 amino acids. The record is from RefSeq and is a predicted model, not a curated record.